This is a messenger RNA of Plenodomus lingam JN3, 3444 nucleotides long. NCBI's taxonomy places the organism in Eukaryota, Fungi, Ascomycota, Dothideomycetes, Pleosporales, Leptosphaeriaceae. The record is from RefSeq and is a predicted model, not a curated record.
AUGGGCUUCAAGGAGAUUGCGCAUGCGCCGCGCGUAUGCGUUGUUACGGCCUUGACGGCAAAGGCAACAGCGUUGGCAUGUUUUUGUACCGAGGAGCAGAGCCAGUUCAGUGGCUCAGGCGAUGACGAAGCUCUAGUUGGUGCCAAGGCUCAUCGGGCGCCCAGGCUUCGAGUCCCCCCAUCCUCUUUCUCCGCCUCGCUCUCGCUCUCUCCUUCUCUUUCACUCACCUCACAGCGACUACGUCUCGCCUGUCGCGCGAACAGCUGCCUCUCGACUGUGGCCAUGGCGCUCUACGGAAGCUCGCGCAAUGUUGAUAUGGGCAAAGCAAGGCAGGAAUCAGAGCUGGCCAUCAACAUUCGCAAAGCGACGAGCAUCGAAGAGGUCUCCCCAAAACGAAAGCAUGUUCGAGCAUGUAUCGUAUACACGUGGGACCACAAGAGCUCCGCCUCGUUCUGGCAAGGCAUGAAAGUCCAACCAAUUCUGGCAGACGAGGUCCAAACUUUCAAAGCACUCAUCACAGUUCACAAGGUGCUCCAAGAAGGCCACCCCAUAGUGCUCAAGGAGGCACAAUCGCACACCAGCUGGCUCGAGAGCUUGUCGCGAGGCUCUACAAUUGGCGAGGGCAUGCGCGGAUAUGCGCCGCUCAUUUCCGAAUACAUCUACUACUUGAUGGCGAAGCUCGCGUUCCACCGACAGCACCCCGAGUUCAAUGGAACGUUCGAGUAUGAGGAGUACAUCAGUUUGAAGUCGAUCAAUGACCCAAAUGAGGGUUACGAGACCAUCUCAGAUUUGAUGACGCUUCAGGAUCAGAUCGAUGCCUUCCAAAAGCUUAUCUUCUCUCACUUUCGAAGCGGCGCAAACAACGAAUGCAGAAUUGCCGCCUUGGUGCCUUUGGUUCAAGAGAGCUAUGGCAUCUACAAGUUUAUUACUAGCAUGCUGCGCGCCAUGCACACUACUCUCGGUGACGAUGAAGCGCUUUCUCCUCUGCGCGGUCGAUAUGACGCCCAGCACUACCGUCUCGUCAAAUUCUACUACGAAUGUUCAAACCUGCGAUACCUCACAAGUCUGAUUACCGUUCCAAAGUUGCCCCAAGAGCCACCAAAUCUACUGUCAGAAGACGAAAACGCGCCCGCACUCCCAGCGAGACCACGGAACGAAGAACCAUCACAGCCCCGUGCGCCCUCUGUGGAUCCCGAGCCGAUCAAUGAAUUCUGGAAGGACAAUCAAAAGAGGCAACAGGAAGAGUUCGAUGCCGAACAGCGCAGGCUGGCACAACAGUGGGAAGAGGCUCAGCGUCUACAGCAGCAGCAGGCCCUACAGGCGCAACGAGAAUUUGAAGAGCAACAAAGGCUGCAAGCCGAACAGGCUCGGCUGGCGCAAGAGCAGCUCAUGCGCGAACAGUAUCAGCAACAGACGCAGGGACGAUUGGCUGAGCUCGAGCGAGAGAACUUGAAUGCGCGGGCACAGUAUGAACGCGAUCAAUUGAUGUUGCAACAAUAUGACCAACGGAUGAAGGCUCUGGAGGGUGAGAUCAAUCAGAUGAACCAGAACUUCCAGCAACAGAUGGGUUCACGAGAUGAUCAGAUCCGGGCACUACAGGAGCAGUUAAACACAUGGAGGUCAAAGUAUGAGUCGCUAGCCAAGCUUUAUUCGCAGCUACGACACGAGCAUCUUCAACUGCUCCAGAAGUUCAAGGCGGUCCAACUGAAGGCCAACUCUGCACAAGAAGCCAUCGACGGCCGGGACAAGUUGCAGCGAGAGCUGAAGUCUAAGAAUAUCGAGUUGGCCGAUAUGAUCCGAGAGCGUGACCGCGCAUUGAUGGAAAAGGACCGACACACUGGUGGCUAUCGUGAAGAGAUUGAGAAGCUUAAGCGUGAACUACGUUCUGCUCUUGAGAGAGCUGAUAAUGCUGAACGCGGCAAAGGUUCUGAGCUGUCUUCUAUGCUCAACAGACAUAACCGCGAGAUCGCUGAUCUCGAGGAAGCUCUGCGAAGCAAGACUCGUGCACUAGAAGACUUCCAGAUGAAGUACCGUGAGGGAGAUUCGGAGCUUGAACGUCAGUUACGCGAGAAAGAGGAGGAAUUGGAGAUCUUCCGUGCCGGUAUGGAUCAGACGUUGCUCGAACUCAAUGAGUUGAAGCUAAAUGCAAAUGCCAACGACAACGUCCUCGAUGGGCACCUGGAUUCCAUAAUCCAGGACAGCCUGUCAAAGAUCAACGAUCUCAUCGACGCUGUUCUACAAAGUGGUGUGCAACGAGUUGACGAUGCGCUAUACGAGCUCGAUUCGUCUAUGCAAGCUGGUAAUCAAAACGCCACUGGGCCAUAUGUCUUGUCACAGAUCGAGAGGGCCUCUACAUGCACAAUGGAGUUCUCGACAGCGUUCAACAACUUCAUUGCUGAUGGACCAAAUGCCAAGCAUGCUGAAGUCAUCAAUGCUGUCAGCAAUUUCGGUGGGGCGAUUGUGGAUGUGCUUGUGAAUACGAAGGGUCUCACUCGGUUUGCAUCUGACGAGAACAAGGCGGAUCAACUCAUCAACGGCGCGAGAGCGGCUGCGACUUCCACUAUCCGAUUCUUUCGCAAUGUGCAGUCGGUGCGCAUUUAUGACCUCGACGCGGAGCAAAAGAUCAACGUAGUCAUCAACAACAGCACAGAGGUUGUUCGCAACCUACAGAGCUUGUCCAAGUUGGCGGAUGCAUUUGCACCCAAGAGCAAGAUCACCAACGCCUCUGGUGAUCUCGGCGACUUGGUCGACGACGAGUUGACCAAAGCCGCCAACGCUAUUGAUGCCGCUACCGAGCGUCUGUCCAAGCUGAUGAAGAAGCCCAGAGACCACUACUCGACCUAUGAGCUCAAGAUCCACGACUCGAUCCUGGCCGCCGCCGUGGCAGUCACAAAUGCCAUUGCGCAGCUCAUCAAAGCCGCCACCGCCUCGCAGCAAGAAAUUGUGCGCGAAGGUCGCGGAUCGAUGUCCAAGACCCAAUUCUACAAGAAACACAACCGCUGGACCGAAGGACUCAUCAGCGCCGCCAAGGCUGUCGCUACAUCGACCAACACGCUCAUCGAGACAGCCGACGGCGUCAUUUCUGGCCGCAACUCACCUGAGCAGCUCAUUGUCGCGUCUAACGACGUUGCGGCGUCCACCGCACAGCUUGUGGCUGCCAGUCGUGUGAAGGCAAGCUUCAUGAGUAAGACUCAGGAUCGUCUUGAGAGUGCUAGUAAGACUGUCACAGCAGCUUGUAGAGCCCUGGUGCGACAGGUACAGGAGAUCAUCGCCCAGAAGAAUAAGGACGAGGGUGAGGAUGUCGAUUACAGCAAGCUCGGUGAUCGCGAGUUCAAAACAAGACAAAUGGAACAACAGGUUGAAAUUCUGCAACUUGAAAACGCCCUUGCGCAAGCCAGGACCAGGUUGGGUGAGAUGCGUAAGCUGUCUUAUCUUGAAGAGUAA